CGGUGCGCACGCGCGCGCCCAUUGCAGAGAGAGGUGAUGUGAUUGACCCUGUUGGCCCCCCCUCCCCCACCCUCUGACCCGCCCGCGCGCCCCGACAGGUCGUGUAGCGCGGCGCUCUGCCAGUUGCUGUGCUGGGGUUGGCGGCGCUCAGCAGCUACCAGCUGAUGCAGCGCACCGUGCUCGCUCGCCGCGGCGCAGUGUUUAUAGCGCGUGCGCCGGGCGCUGACGGCAGUCGUCUGGCAGCGACAGCUCUGCCGGUGACGGCACACGCUGCUGCUGCAGAAACUGGACAAGGGCCUGCUUGGGCUCCUGGUCCUGGAUCGGUACGCCGGCUCAGUCACCUGAUGACGGCGGCGCACAGCGUGACCUACCCGCCCUACAGCCGGCCCAGCAGGCGGACGGAGAGGCCCGCCCGGGCCCAGUGCCGCACGGAGAGGCGGUGGCGCUGGAGGCCAACACCCCGGCUCGCGACCUGUAGCUGACGGUGCUGGAGCCGCGAGUCACCGUGUUGGCUGGCCAUGGAGACUUGGAAAAGGCCGGUGAGGUGCGUCUCCAGCUGCGCUGUCAGACGAUCCAGUGGAACGAGCAGCAGCCCAUGUACCCGUCCCGGCUGUGCCGGUGUGUCUCCCAGCUUGAGCGGCGCCGGCCGACCGCUGCGCUGCUCUACAACUGCCACGUCCACACACGAUGCACGCCUCGGUCUACUGGAAGGCGCUGCUGGCGCCGGCCCUGUGGGCCGGCUCCCAGCACCCGCUCACAGAGCAGGUGUGCCACGCCGACUGGCUGCACUGCGCCGACGACCGGGGGACCGCCGGCGCUGAGCCGGCCGGCUCGCAGCUGGACCUGCCACUAGAGACGGACCUGUGCGACCUGGACGUGCGGCUGUGUCAGACCGGCUGGUGCUGGGCCGGCGCCGCCCGGUGCGCUGUCAGCUGGACGGCCGGCCCGUGCUGGCCGCGCCCCAGGCGGCCGACGCGCCGGCUCCCGGCGGCGGCGGCGAGCGGGCGGUACGGGCGCUGCUGCAGCUGCCGACAGCUGCCGCCGCCGCGGACAGCUGCCCGCUGCUGGUGGUCGUCUCCGAGCCGGCCCUGCUCUGCUGGCAGCCGGAACUGCUGCUCUGGCUGUCCCUGGCCACUCAGCUGGCCAGCAGCUGAGUGGCCCGGCGCCGCCGCCACUACCCCAGCCGCCCGAGCCGCCGCCGCCGCCGCCAUGGAUGUGCCCCGGCCGCAAGGACACUCGGGUACCUCGCGAUCGGCACGGAGCCACACCACGGAGAGGAACCUACCCGCAGUGUCACCCAACACCUCCGCUGCGGCGGCCGUCUCCCCCACUCCGCCGGCGCCGCCCGCCGCUCCGACUUUGGCCUGGCUGCCGGCCCUGGAGCGUCUGGAGGUGCGCCUUCAGAUCAGCGCGGUCACCGUCACCGUUCCGGCCGGUCCAGAGAGCGGCGGCGGGGCGGCCGGGGACGCGGAGCGGACGGCGGACCCGCUCCCGGCCGCGGCCGGCCACCACCCGGCGCCGGUACCGGGCCGGGUCCGCAGCAGCAGCGACUCGGGCCACCGGUACUGCCUGCACGAACAGCUGGUCUCUGUGCUGCCGUCAGUCCGACUGGACAGCGCUGCGCUCAAAUCGGCCGCCCUGCCGACAGUGCCGGAGGUGCCCGUCCGACUCACCAGACCUUCAGCGGCCGCAGCCGGCUCCCAGCUGCGCUCGCCGAGCCAGACGCAGCAGGUGAUGUCGCCGUCGGUCGUGGUGCGCGACUGUGCGUCCAUCCCGUGUCCAACGCCCCCCCCCCCCCCCACACACACACCGCGCGCUGCUGCCGGGCCCGCCGUCGUAGUUUUAUGGCCUUGCGCCGUCAGUCGCCAGCUGGUGGUGGCGACCCGUGAUCGCUCGCGUACGUUCGCCGGCGCGCCCAUUGCAGAGAAGGGGUUCGCGCAUGCCCAUUGUAGAGGGGCGCGCCCCUUGCGGAGGCGGUACGCGCUACGCUGUAGACAGUAAUGCUUGUUGGGUAGCCCCUUUGCACAUUGUUUGUUCAUGGAUGUAAAUACAAGUUACAUGACUGAU
This is a messenger RNA of Amphibalanus amphitrite, 2067 nucleotides long. RefSeq lists its product as uncharacterized. The record is from RefSeq and is a predicted model, not a curated record. Bases 688 to 2001 code for a protein of 437 amino acids. The transcript is spliced from 5 exons. NCBI's taxonomy places the organism in Eukaryota, Metazoa, Arthropoda, Thecostraca, Balanomorpha, Balanidae.